AUGUCGCCCCUGCCGAAGGACAUCUCCCCCGAGUCCCUCGUGGUCGGGACGACCCAGCUGUUCGAGAAUGAUCGCAUCCGCUUCGUGCCCAUGCCGACCCCGAGCCCCAAGGAUCCUCUGAACCUGCCCCCCUGGCGCAAGUGGGCAGCCGUCGCUGCGCUGUCGCUCUUCGGGGCGCUGGCGCUGGCCGCGGAGAACGUGAUCGGAGCCAUGAUCCCCGUGUUCGUCCUCGAGUAUGCGGGUAUCGACCCCAAGGUCCUCGGCCAGCCACAGCACGGGGGCGGCGGGUCAGGCGAGGGCCCGCUGAUGUCGGGUAUGGAUGGGCCGCCCCUAUGGAAGGUGUCGCUGCUGGCAUCAUUACCGCUGCUGGUUAACGGUAUUGCGUCGUACUUCCUGGUUCCGCUCACCAUCGCCGUUGGGAGACGUCCUGUGCUACUGGCCACUGGCGCCAUUGCUUGGAUCGGAGGGUUAUGGGCGGGUUACUCGACUUCUCUGAACAGCCAUCUCGCAGCGAGGGCCUUCCAGGGCCUCGGCGCCGGUGCGGUUGAAGCUCUGGUACCGCUUAUAAUCCAGGAUUUCAUGUUCAUCCACCAGAGGAACCGGGCGAUCUCGCUCGUUGGCACGAUACAAGGACUGUUUGUACUAUGCUUUGGUUUUACUUUCAGCCCUUAUAUAGUUCUCCGUAUUGACUGGAGGUAUCUAUACUAUAUCACUGCCGGGGCUGGUAUUCUACUGUGGCUCCUUCUAAUCGCGUUCGUCCCUGAGACGCGCUGGAUCCGAUCUGAUGAUGAGCUCGCCGGCAAACAGGUAUAUGCCCUCGGGCCGGGCGAGGCCCGUCCCAGGCUUGAUGAACUUCACUACGGACGGCGCGACAUGAUCAGCAAUUUUGGGGUGUUUAAUGUCCGUUCCGAGUGGGGUUUGGCAGCUCGUUCGAUCUGGGAAACCGUGAAGACAACCUUCUUCCCAAAUGUAGUAUGGGUGAUUCUGAUCAACUCCUUGUUCUCCGCCAUCCAGAACGCCAUGUCCCAGGUGCUCGCAUCUGUCCAGAUCGCCUCCGGGUGGUCAUUCGAGACAACUGGCCUUAUCUUCCUACCCUUUGUCGUUGCCAGCCCUUUUGUGUGGUUGUUUGGAGGAUUCCUGGCCGACAAGAUAUCAAACUGGCAUGCCAGGCGGAACGGCGGGCAAAGAGAGCCUGAGGCGCACCUGCUAAGUCUGAUCAUACCAUUGUCAGCCGGCAUUGUGGGGCCCAUCGUUGUGGGCUAUGCCGGUGAGAACAUUGGCAAGGUGCCGACUAUUGUGAUACUGGUCGGGGUCUUUCUUAUUUUGUUUGGGUAUCUGACGACAAGCACGGUCGUCUCGGUCUAUCUGGUGGAGAGCUAUCCGCGGUUUGCAGGGCCUGUUCUUGUGAAUGUGUCCUCCCUCCGUCUUGUGGUAGGGUUCGCCCUAUCCUUUGACAUGACAACAUGGGUUGAACAACUCGGUUUCAUGACGAACUUUGCCAUAUAUGGCGGUAUUAUGGCUGCGUUUGCUCUGGGAGGGCCGGUCAUGUACAUUUACGGGAAGAGAAUCCGUGCUUGGACCGCUGGUCGGCUGGAAAGCCCUUACAAUCAGAUGCAACUUGAUGCGGAAAAGGCAAGGGGCAAUGAGGCUCAGGUUGUUGCUACUGGUGUCCCAGAUACCAAGGCAUCAGCGGACUCGUAG
Diaporthe batatas is the source of this 1701-nucleotide messenger RNA. RefSeq lists its product as uncharacterized. Lineage: Eukaryota; Fungi; Ascomycota; Sordariomycetes; Diaporthales; Diaporthaceae. Gene Ontology annotation, biological process: transmembrane transport. The transcript has 6 exons. The coding region runs from base 1 to 1701 and encodes 566 amino acids. The record is from RefSeq and is a predicted model, not a curated record. Gene Ontology annotation, molecular function: transmembrane transporter activity.